CCCGAACGGAAAGGCCCCCCGUCUCCUAAUGAACUCAAAAUUGAAGGCCAUUUACAAGGAAUGGUUCAUUCAAAAUAGAUCUUUAUGGAAAAAAGUCUUCAAAGCAACCUUAGGUUAUGAAAUCUGCAGUAUCCUAUGUCUUAUCCCGAAAGUUUCAGCAGCUAUGGGCGCCGUCUCGUAUCUGCUUCCUCUGGGCUCGCUAUUCUUCCAUGCGGGCACCACCAUAGGAUGUCAGAUAGAACAGAUCUGGUUGAACUUUUGCAUGAUGGUGAUGUCUGCCCUAUGGUGUGGCAUCAUAGGGUAUUUGAUUACCUUGUACAAUCGGGCUCGAAUAAUCUACGGUGUUCCACUAUACGAUAAUGGUGGUUCUGUUAUAGCAGCUAUCGCAUACUUCACAGCUAUUUUUGUCAUAGCAUACUAUCGUCUCAAGUACCCGAGAUUGUUUACGCCUUCACUACAAGCAUUCGUAUUGGUCUUCUUCACCUUGACAAAACAGCUAGAUGCCACCUCUUAUAACAUUAUGAUGCUAUUCACCAUCAUAUAUCCCACACUACUUGGAGGCGUAAUUGCGUUAGUUGUCAAUCUCUUCAUCUGGCCGGAAACAGCAGCAAAGGCCUUUGAGGAGUCGCUGUACAAUGCCUUCUACUCAACGAGGACGGCUUUAACUUCGAUUCAACAAGAGUUUAUGCUUGAGGAAGUUUCAGAAAACACCUCUUCAGGUAUCACCGCUAUGAAGGAAGCAAAAGUCAAAUUGCAAGGCGAUAUGAGUAGUCUUCGGAAAGCCGCAUCGGAGGCGAAAUACGAGUUGGUGGUGUCCCAUUAUUCGGCUGCAUGGUACAAAUCCACAACGGAAUCACUGGAAAAAAUAGCCUCUAUUCUGGCUAGCACAACUCUAGCUGUGGAACAAGAAAGAAAAUUAAUUGUUACUAGCAAAAUUGCCUCUCAACUCGGUGCUGCUCGCUCGAAUGACAGACAUCUAGGAGUUCCAGCUACGAUUUUAACAAUAGAUUCCGAAGAUCCACUACGUGAGCAACAUCUUCGGCGUCGUCGAUCUGCAGCAAGUAGAGAGUACUUGACACAUUCCAAUUCGCCGUACUCGACAGUGCAGAGAAUAGAUUACAAGCUUCUCCCUGUUAUUCAACAGUCGAUUAGCCCUCACAUCAAUGCCUUCUUGUUAGUGUGCUGCAAAUGCUUCUGCGCCAUUCAAUAUCGGAUGACCAAAAGAAAAGUAUUCUCGUCUCAUGCAGAGCUUAUGGAUUAUGUCGAGGACGAUCAAUCACUAUCAUCAUGUACUUCGAAUGGUCUUCAACAGUUGAUGUCGACAGCGCUGGACGAAUUCAAAAAAGUUGAAGCUAUCAUCCAAGACGGCAUAGACAAACAUAACACUCACCCCAGGGAAGAGCAUUACCUGGUGUAUACCUUGGUAUUUACUCUGUUGGAAUGUGGUCACGAAAUAUUGAAACUGGAUCAAUACACGAAGGAGCUGGUUUCAAAAAGAACAAAGUAUCCAAGGAUCUGGAUGCCUAAAGUUACGUUUAAGAAGCUAUUAACUAAAACCAGCCGACUUGCCAAAGGAAGUACGUCUCCUGCCACGCAAGCCAUCAUGGAAAAUCAAGACAUCGUCGUAUUACCAGAUAUGCGACGAACAGCAUCCCGGAUGCGCCAAGAUCCAGAGACUGUGAUUACAGAGAAAGAUGAUGAUCUGGACGACGUUGAAACUGUUUAUGAAGUACCUCUCCAAAAUGCCCCUGGACGAUACUGGUGGAAUAGAGCCAUGUUGUCGCUAACUAGAUGGUUUCAGUAUGGUCCAACACAAUAUGCAAUGAAGUUUGCUAUUUCCAUGGAAAUACUUGCUCUUCCAGCUUGGUUACCAAUUCCUGGCCUUAACGCAUGGUACAACUAUAAUCAUGGACAAUGGGCUUUACUUUCCGGUAUGGUCAUUAGCAAUUUCACCAUAGGAUCCACGCUAGUUCAGUCUUUCUAUCGAACAGUCGCUACUAUCAUCGGUGCUGUAUGGGGUUUUAUAGCUCUUCUAGCAGCAGAUCGAACCAAUCCAUACGUUUUGUCUGUUAUGGUUCUCAUCUUUGCUGGUCCAUUCUGGUUUAUUUUUCUGGGAAGCAAAUAUCCGAGAAUUGGAUUAAUAUCUCUUCUCACAUUGGUUGUCGUUGUCAAUACUGGUUAUUCAGACCCCUACAACGAGUCAACAUUUGAAGUUGUCUGGAAACGAACCGUUACCGCCAUCGUCGCUGUGUUCGUGGUCAUGAUCAUCAAUUAUCUUUUCUGGCCGAUGUGGGCGCGAGAAGAAAUGCGCAAGCAAUUGGCCGUGCUGAUCAUGGAUACCGGUAUCUAUUACUUCCAAGUUGCUUCUUUAGCUUGCCAUGACAAUACGACAUCGAAAAGAUGGCAAAUAACCUUCGAAGAAACGGAAAUAGCUUCAAAAAAUCUUCGAAAGCGACUAGAUACAGUUGGAGAGCUCUUUAAUUUGAGUGCAAGUGAACCUCGAUUAACAAAAGCACCAUUUCCACGCGAUAUUUACGCUUCUAUCAUCGACCACGAACGAAACAUCUUAUUUUGGAUAUCUCAUAUGAAGCGAUCUCAAACAUUUAUAUCUGAAGGAAUUAGGGAUAAAAUCAUGACUCAAAUCAAUCCGUAUCGAAGAGAGAUGGCUGCCGCUGUCCAUCUAUACCUUUUUACGCUUGCAGGAUCAUUGCGCAACAAGGCUGCGUUACCAGCUUCACUUCCUUCUGCUGAAGUGGCUAGACAGCACCUGCAAGAGCAUCUAGCGGAUAUUUGGCUGCAAUUACAGAAAGGACAGACCCUUGAAGAGGAGGAUGUGGAGGACAUUUCAAAUGCCACUUCGAAGCCGGCCAUAUCUGGAGCUCUACCUUAUGGGGAGAGUCAGAUGUAUUGGCAGUCAUAUGCUGCUGGACCAGUACAGGUUGUGGUAGAACAGGAAACGAUGGGAGAAUUGAUCAUAAAACUUAUGGGACAACAUGUAUUUAGAGUUGCUGAGAAGAACUGGGCAAGGAUAUAGAAAGCUCGUUUUUGUCAUUGCAUAUUUUCAAUCACCUUUGCAUCAAUAAACUCAAAAGCCUACCAAAUCAUCCAACCGUC
Molecule: messenger RNA, 3114 nt
Organism: Umbelopsis ramanniana AG
Lineage: Eukaryota; Fungi; Mucoromycota; Umbelopsidomycetes; Umbelopsidales; Umbelopsidaceae
Exons: 4
Coding region: 29-3034 (1001 amino acids)
Source: RefSeq, a predicted model, not a curated record